Messenger RNA from Fusarium poae, 1035 nucleotides. RefSeq lists its product as uncharacterized. The record is from RefSeq and is a predicted model, not a curated record. The transcript is spliced from 2 exons. NCBI's taxonomy places the organism in Eukaryota, Fungi, Ascomycota, Sordariomycetes, Hypocreales, Nectriaceae. Bases 1 to 1035 code for a protein of 344 amino acids.
AUGGGAAUCACACAGAUCUCUACUAAGAGUCUCAGUCACCUACAGGCCUUCAUGCCAAUUCGUAGCGUGAGUUUCGGCACUAAUCAGCCUCCUGAUGCAAUUCGACAGCUCAUCCACCGGUGGCUCACUGAUGAAGAGGCCGAAAACAUCUUGUUGAGGUUCCAGAAAACCUGUAUACCCAACCGCCAGGUACUAUGGAGCGGCAUGUUGCGUGAACAUGCUCAGCGAUGGGCCGAUGCGCAUGGAUUUCAAACAUUGACAACCGCGCUCGGUCCACUUUUGUAUCGUGGUGACCUGAAAUGUCCUCUAAGACAAAAGUCUCUGGGAUAUAUUCAUGGCGCUUCUGUCAUUUUUGCAUGGUUCGCCUCCCAUGGUGAUCUGGUGACAGUACUCUCACAUCCCCCACGCCUCCUUUUUCACCCUUCUGGACAAACAUUUUACCAACUGUAUGAAGAGCCUAUUAUUAAGGGCAGGAUGGGGAACCGGCCCGUGGGAAGGCUUGACACGGCUCACCCAGCCAUCAAGACAGCUAGCGAUUUCACAUAUGAGAUUUGGCCGUAUGAUAACUCGUCGCUCUGGAUAAAGACGUUUGGAAUUCCGGAUAUUGAAUUCGAGUGGCGCAAAACCAAAAUAGCUAAACCCAAAAUACCGGUAAAUAUUCAUGGACAGCCAGUAGCAACCUCGAGGUCAAUACCAUCGCUGGCUUUGAACAGCACAGAGGCUAUAGAGCCUCCUAAUAAGCCAGUGGCUUAUGCAAAGGACGUGGUAGUAAAAGUAGGACAAAAGGAAAAGAAGGAAGCGUCGAGUGCGACAGACAAUGAAGGGGGAGAAACAAUUACUAAGAAAUUACUGAAGUGCGACACUUGGAUGGGCAAACAGCCGUUGGUCAAUACGGUAGUGACAAGUAAUGAGAAAAGCGUUCGGAGGAGUAAGAGAAGGAGAAAGAAGAAACGCGAGGUGGUAGCUACCCAAGCUCAACUUAACACAAAGCAAGGGCAAAAGAAAACGGAAAACGGUGACAACGACGAGAACUAA